UCAUGCUGCUGCCAAGUCCAGAGUCUGUCAUGGGUCCCUGUACGGCCUCCCAUUGCUGCUGUCUCCAUCGCCACACUCUGCCAUGUGCCACUUUCAGGUCUCCUCACACUGCUGGUGUGUUCCAUUUUUUGUCAUAGGGUGCUGGCAGAUUACGGGCCUCCCAUAGCUGCUGCCAGGCCCCUAAUCUGCCAUGGGCCCCUAUACCGCCUCCUCAUGCUGCUGCCAGGUCCAGAGUCUCUCAUGGGUCCCUGUACGGCCUCCCAUUGCUGCUGUCUCCAUCGCCACACUCUGCCAUGUGCCACUUUCAGGUCUCCUCACACUGCUGGUGUGUUCCAUUUU
Messenger RNA from Staurois parvus, 339 nucleotides. NCBI's taxonomy places the organism in Eukaryota, Metazoa, Chordata, Amphibia, Anura, Ranidae. The record is from the annotation of a GenBank genome assembly.